AUGGUCCAAAACUCUAAGUUUCAUGGACUGCCAAUGGAGGACCCAUUAGACCAUAUUGAUCCGUUUGAUAGGGUCUGCAACUUGACCAAGAUAAUUGGAGUCUUAGAAGAUGGUUUUAAGCUUAGAUUGUUUCCCUUCAGCUUGGGAGACAAAGCAAGACAAUGGGAGAGGAACCUACCAGUUGGGAGCAUUCAGACUUGGGAAAAAUCUAAAGAAGCUUUCCUCGCCAACUUCUUCUCCACAAGCAGGACAGCAAAGCUUAGAAAUCGGAUCUCUAGUUUCACACAGCACUCCAAUGAAACUUUUGGAGAAGCAUGGGAGCGGUUCAGGACAUACAUCAAUCAGUGUCCACACCAUGGGUUUUCUGAAGCCUCUCUACUCUCCACAAUCUAUACUGGAGCACUACCUAAAAUCAGGAACCAACUAGACACAGCUUCCAAUGGUAAUUUCUUGGCAAAAGAGAUUACAGCUGUUAUGGAGCUUGUGGAGAAUCUGGCAAUGUCUAAUGACACAUAUGGUGAAGAUUAUGACAGAACAAAAAGAUCAGAUGGUUCAAGCUCAGAGCAAAAGCUUUAUCGAGAGGUUAAAGAGCUGAGAAAUGAACUUGACAAACUGAAGAUGGUUUCUCAAAAAACAAUCCAUUAUGUUGGUGACUUUGAAAAGUCUCCAUGCUUUGAGAACAUCAAUGAAGAGGACUUAACCCAAGAGGAGUUGAACUACAUUGGAAACGAGAACAGAUACCAAAGGUUCAACAACUUCAAUGCCAACAACAACUUGUCUUAUAAGAGCACUAAUGUGGCAAACCCACAAUAUCGAUUGUAUCCUUCUCAGUAUAACCAGCAAAGCUUUGCCCCUAAGCCUCUGUUUCAAACUUCUUUUCAGCCAAAGAAAUAG
Molecule: messenger RNA, 894 nt
Organism: Eutrema salsugineum
Lineage: Eukaryota; Viridiplantae; Streptophyta; Magnoliopsida; Brassicales; Brassicaceae
Exons: 1
Coding region: 1-894 (297 amino acids)
Source: RefSeq, a predicted model, not a curated record